Molecule: messenger RNA, 1903 nt
Organism: Lotus japonicus
Lineage: Eukaryota; Viridiplantae; Streptophyta; Magnoliopsida; Fabales; Fabaceae
Exons: 9
Coding region: 734-1609 (291 amino acids)
Source: RefSeq, a predicted model, not a curated record
UUUGCUUUGAAGAUCUCUCUCUCGCCCACUGUAAUUGUAAUUUUCUUCCCCAGCAACUCUCACUUUCGCCCACACUUUCCAAAAUAUCUCCUUAAACCACAAUGCCAAUUAUUCACUGCUCAUUUCCAUGGAGGAUUUUCUCUCUUGAACCUUCUUCACCUUCAACUUCAACCCCCAUUUACCUUCUUGCUUUUUUCUACCAAAGUUUCACUCUUUUCUCCUUUCUCUGAGUUGAUGCAUCAUUUUCAAGCUAUUUCAGCUUCAACUGGUUGGUGGGGUUUUCUCUAUUUAUCAAGAUAAACACUGUUCUUCUUCUUCUUCUGCUUCUUCUCUUUCCUUCUUCUUUUCUUGUUUGGUUGGAGAUUCAGGAACUGGGUUUGAGUCUUCUUAUUGCAGAUGAAAGCUAUUUCAACUUGGGGGUGUCAUAGACACACAUGCUAACAAUCUUGGAUUCAAAGAAAGUUAGUGAUUACUUAAAUUUCCAAAAGGCAUGCAGUCAAUGACCUCUCUGCUAAAAUGAAGAACUUGCAGGUUCUCCCAUAGCACGGAAGAAUUACAAUCGUCAACUCAAGCUUCUCAUGAGCCCAAGAUUGAACAACCAAACAAUCAUACGACUGAUGCUCCUGUCACAGACUCAGGUUCAGCUUCUGCUUCAAGCAAUGAUAGCAAAAAGGUUUCACGACAGGAUAUUGAGCUGGUCCAGAAUCUAAUAGAAAGGUGUCUGCAAUUAUAUAUGAAUAAAGAUGAGGUGGUUAAAACGCUACUGACUCGGGCAAAGAUAGAUCCUGGAUUUACCACUCUUGUGUGGCAGAAGUUGGAAGAAGAGAAUGCUGAUUUCUUCAGGGCCUACUAUAUUAGGCUAAAAUUGAAAAAGCAAAUACUUCUAUUCAAUCAUUUACUGGAGCAUCAGUAUCAUCUGAUGAAGUCUCCCAUGCCUGCAAAGGUUCCAUUGGCUCCAAUGCAGAAUGGAAUCCAUCCAAUGCCUAUCAACAACCUGCCUAUCGGAUACCCAGUUCUACAGCAACAUCCCAUUGCAGCUGCAGGUCAACCUCAUAUUGACCCCAUGGGUUGUGGCAUGUCAAGUUGUCAUGUGGUUAACGGAGUCCCUGCACCGAGCAAUUUUCAUCCCAUUCGGAUGAAUUCUGGGAAUGACAUGGUGAUGGACCACAGCGCUCCUGAUGCGGCUCCAACGAUUCCACCAAAUGGUGUAAUGUCAUCCGAAAUGCCAGUGAGUCCGACUUCAGCAUCCAGUGGUCAUUUCCCCUUCACUGCAUCAGAAAUAUCAGGAAUGGGCACAGAUGCAUCAGCUCUUGAUACCGCAUUUACAUCUGAUGUGGCAAGUUCAGGAGGACUACAACUUGCACCAGAUGGCAGCAACGGAAUUUCUAGAUCGCUCGAUCAAAUUCAGUGGAAUUUUAGCCUAUCUGAUCUGACAGCAGAUUUGCCAAACUUGGGAGACCUAGGAGCUCUUGGAAACUAUCCUGGCUCACCAUUUUUGCCAUCUGAUUCUGACAUGUUGCUCGAGUCACCAGAUCAACAGGAUAUAGUGGAUGAUUUCUUUGCUAACUCUGAGCCACAAUGUUCUCAAUCAGAUGAGGAGAAAACUUAAGGUGAGGCAAGUUGUCAUUAAUUGUUAGGUUAGGAGAGAAUUAGGAUUAAUAAAUGUCAUCUAGCUUACUUUACCUGGCAUACAGGCUUACUGUUACCAAUGUGUAGGCAUCCUCACCAUGAGGAUACAAUGUCAGAUUGACAGUUGUAAUCUUUUGCAUUCUUUUCAGAAAUCUGUUAUCAGGAAUAGAUGGGGACAGUGAAUAGGAUGUAAUGUAGUUGUUUAAUGCAUUUGGAUAUAUUUAAUUAUACAUUGCUUGGAUUCUAGUGAAAAUAUUGGUAUCAUUUCUAGUUA